AUGGACAGGACACAGGAAGAAGACUGGACACAGGCAAGAAGACUGGACCUGGACACAGGAAGAAGACUGGACCUGGAAUACAGGAAGAAGGACUGGACCUGGAUACAGGAAGAAGACUGGACCUGGACACAGGAAAGAAGAUGGACCUGGACCAGAAGAAGACGGGACACAGGAAGAAGACUGGACCUGGGACACAGGUUAGGAAGACUGGACCUGGGAACACAGGAAGAAGAUGGACUGGAACCAACAGAAAGAAGGACUGGACCUGGACAUAGGAAGAAAGACUUGGACCUGGAACACAGGAAGAAGACUGGAGCCACAGGAAGAAGACUAGGACCUGGAACAGGAAAGAAGACUGGACUGGAACACAGGAAAGAAAGGACUGGACCUGGACACAAAAUAAGGUACUGGCCUGGACACAGAAAGGAAGACUGGAACCUGGACACAGGAAGAAGAGCUGACACAGGAAGAAGAUGGACCGGACACAGGAAAAAGACUGACACUGCGAAGAAGACUGGACCUGGAACACAGGAAAUAGGACUGACCUGGACACAGUUAGAAGACUGGACCUGGGACACAGAAGAAGAAUUGACCUCGGGACACAGAAGAAGACUGGACCUGGACACAGGAAGACAGACUGGACCGGACACAGGAAGAAAGACUGGACCACAGGAAGAAGACUGGACCGGACACAGGAAGGGAGACGGACACAGGAAGAAGACUGGACUGGGACCACAGGAAGAAGACUGGACCUGGACACAGGAAGAAGGACUGGGACACAGGAAGAAGGACUGGACCUGUGACACAGGAAGAAGACUGGGACACAGGAAAGAAGAAUGGACACAGGAAAAAAGGACUGGACACAGGAAAGGAAGACUGGGACCUGAUACAGGAAGACAGACUGGACCUGGAUACAGGCAGAAGGGAGACUGGACACAGGCAGAAAGGAAAGGACUGGACCUGGACACAGGCAGAAGAAGACGGGACCUGGACCAACAGGCAAGAAGAAGGCGGACCUGGACACCGGCAGAAGAAGAAAAACGGGACCUGGACACAGGCAGAAGGAAGACUGGACCUGGACACAGGCAGAAGAAGAAUGGACUGGACCAGGCAAAGAAGAACUGGGACCGGGCACAGGCAGAAGAAGACGGGACCUGGGACACAGGCAGAAGGAAAGGGACCUGGACACAGGCAGAAGAAGACUGGACCUGGACACAGGCAGAAAAAGACUGGACCUGGACACAGGCAGAAGAAGACUGGACCUGGACACAGGCAGAAGAAGACUGGACCUGGACACAGGCAGAAGAAGACUGGACCUGGACACAGGAAGAAGACUGGACCUGGACACAGGCAGAAGACUGGACCCUGGACACAGGCCAGAAGACUGGACCUGGACCACAGGAAGGAAGGACUGGAUUACAGGAAGAAGACUGGACACAGGAAGAAGACUGGACCUGGACUCAGGAAGAAGAGGAAGAAGCCUGGACACAGGAAGAAGACUGGACACAGAAAGAAGACUGGACCUGGACACAGGAAGAAGACUGGACCUGGACACAGGCAGAAGACUGGACCUGGACACAGGCAGAAGACUGGACCUGGACACAGGCAGAAGACUGGAACUGGACACAGGCAGAAGACUGGAACUGGACACAGGCAGAAGACUGA
Macrobrachium nipponense is the source of this 1665-nucleotide messenger RNA. RefSeq names its product bifunctional endo-1,4-beta-xylanase XylA-like. The transcript has 2 exons. NCBI's taxonomy places the organism in Eukaryota, Metazoa, Arthropoda, Malacostraca, Decapoda, Palaemonidae. Bases 1 to 1665 code for a protein of 554 amino acids. The record is from RefSeq and is a predicted model, not a curated record.